AGAGUUCAAUUGUUUUCGUUUUAAAAUAGAUAGGAUUACAUGUGACACAAUAAUAUUUAUUAGAAACAUUCUCAUAGCAAUUAUCAAGUGAUGAGCUUCACAAACAAGAUAAUAACCAUCAUAAUUAUGUUUACUAAUAAAGUUAUACAAUUUCCAUAAACAAAUACUAAAAUGAAUAUCCAAAUAAUUUAAACAACGUUUUGUCAUUAUCACAAUUCUUUAUGGAGCCCUCAUCACCAAUAUCUCUCUACAUUCUUAGAUGAAUGUCAUGUUAGAUUAUUGUUUGAACUUUUAUCCAUGUGAAUUUGAAUUUUAUUAUUGCGAGUUACAUUCGCGAAUGUGUUGAGAGAAUUGAAGAAGCAUUAUGGAGAGGAUUUGUAUCUUUUCUUAAGUUGUUACGGGUGUUAUACUCCUCAAUUGGUGAUCUAUUAACAAUCUUCCCUCAAAACAACAUUAGCUCCCUUUGGCAUACACACAGUCUUAUAUAUGUGAAUGCAUUUUUUUAUUUGCUUCAUUAGUCAUGAUGUGACAAUUCUUGUGGAGUGUAGAGUAGUGAGAAAGACAUACCAAAGACCGUAUUUUGCAAGUGGUUUAUAAAAAAAAAAAGUUAUAUCUCAUAAUUUAACUAUCUAAUUUGAUGGUGAUUUAUUUUCUAAAAUUAUUGUUGGUGAAUAUAACAAUUAGUUAUUUAAUGAAGGAACCAAAAGAAUCCAAAAGAAAGAAAAAGAAAUUUAAAAUAUCUAUUGUAGCAUUGGUCUUUUUUUUUUUUGGUGGGGGUUCUUCUAAAUAAAAUGCAAGAAUUUGAGGCACUUGGUGAAGUUUUUUGAACCUUUUAAAUGCCAACUCUUUACUUCCUUUUUUUUGUAUUUUUUCAAGAGGAAAGAAUUUGAAACUUUUAAUAAAAAAUAAAAAAUCUAACUUAUUUUAUUUAUCUUUAAUUAUUUUUUAUAAAAUUACUCAUUAAGAAUUUCACGUAAAUUUAUAAAAAUAAUUUAAUAAUAUAAUUAUUUAAUAACUUUAUUUAUCAAAUAUUUAAAAACAAUUUAGCUUUUUAAGAGUGCAUUAAGAACACCUUUUGAUCAGCUCAUUCCCAUUGAUGAGAUCUACGAGCUUACCGCACGCGUAUUUACUCUUUGCCAGCUUACCCACACGCAUCAUCACGCUUCUUCCACCUCCUCUCUGUUCCAAUUCAGACAACUCUCCGCCAUUCUCUCCACAGCUUCACGUUUCUUUCUCUAGAUUUCUCUCCCUUUCUUUCUCUGAAACUCAAGUCUUUCCAUAAAAUCUAGAGAGAGAGAGAGAGAGAGAGAGAUAUGGAAGAAGACGAGGGCGGAGAAGAGUACCUGUUCAAGGUGGUGAUUAUCGGGGACUCGGCGGUGGGCAAAUCGAACCUGCUUUCUCGCUACUCCCGCAACGAGUUCAACAUGAAUUCCAAGGCCACCAUAGGCGUCGAGUUCCAGACUCAGAGCAUGGACAUCGACGGCAAGGAGGUCAAGGCCCAGAUUUGGGACACCGCCGGCCAGGAGCGCUUCCGCGCCGUCACCUCCGCCUACUACCGCGGCGCCGUUGGAGCGUUGAUCGUCUACGACAUCAGCCGUCGAUCCACUUUUGACAGCGUCGCCCGCUGGCUCGAGGAGCUUAAGACCCAUUGUGAUACAACUGUGGCAAGGAUGUUGGUUGGGAACAAAUGUGAUCUUGAUAACAUUAGAGAUGUGGGUGUGGAAGAAGGCAAAGGCCUUGCAGAAGCUGAAGGAUUGUUCUUUAUGGAGACAUCUGCCCUAGAUUCUACAAAUGUUAGGAAGGCUUUCGAGCUUGUUAUCCAAGAGAUCUACAGCAAUGUCAGCAGGAAGGUCUUGAAUUCUGAAUCAUACAAAUCUGAAUUCUCUCUCAACAGGGUGAGCCUUGUUGGCAAUGGUACCAAUGGAUCAAAGCAAACCCAGAACUACUUUUCUUGCUGCUCCAGGUAAAUUCUCUGCAUGCAUUUAUAAAUAUGUACAAUUUGAGGAGCUUUUUGAGGCUGGUCCAAUGUGUUUUGUUGGUAUUAUUUUUUUUUUUCUUUUAAUUCUUUUUUCUUUUUAAUAUUUCAUACGGACAUUGAUGGAUUCUUUAGUCACUAAAAAACAAAAAAAUUGCUGUUAUUUGUCAUGAAA
Molecule: messenger RNA, 2150 nt
Organism: Malania oleifera
Lineage: Eukaryota; Viridiplantae; Streptophyta; Magnoliopsida; Santalales; Ximeniaceae
Product: ras-related protein RABA5c
Exons: 2
Coding region: 1314-1967 (217 amino acids)
Cellular component (GO): endosome
Molecular function (GO): GTP binding; GTPase activity
Source: RefSeq, a predicted model, not a curated record